This is a messenger RNA of Homalodisca vitripennis (glassy-winged sharpshooter), 1457 nucleotides long. Its product is annotated as mpv17-like protein 2. Gene Ontology annotation, biological process: mitochondrial ribosome assembly. The transcript has a single exon. The coding region runs from base 440 to 1087 and encodes 215 amino acids. Gene Ontology annotation, cellular component: membrane; cytoplasm. Lineage: Eukaryota; Metazoa; Arthropoda; Insecta; Hemiptera; Cicadellidae. The record is from RefSeq and is a predicted model, not a curated record.
UCUUAUGCUGAUUAUGCAUCAAUGUUCUUCCUUAUUAAAAAAUGUUAACUUAUUCCAAUAUGUUUGAUAACAUUCUUUUUAAUAAUUGAUUAUUUAUACACAAUUUCCUCCGAUUUAUCAAUAGUAUACAAUAUCAAAUCGUGUGCGAACCCAAAUUCGUACUAUUAAUCCAGCUGAUUAUAACAUAUAUAACAGCUGUCUGCUGUACAAAUUUCGUCUAUACAGUCCCAAUUCUAGGGCGCCCGGUUUAAUUAUUUGAGGUUAUAUUUGUGUUGACCUAGUGUGUUUUAAAUCUUCUCACACUUUAGUAAAUUUUCAUUUAAAUUAUAUGAAAUUGAUUGUGAACUCACACAUUGGUGUAUCUGAGUGUUUUUAAAGUAAUUGUACAGUUAAAUUGUUAGCCUAAAAAGAGGAAGUGAUUUAAUUGGUGGUAUCUUUCAUGCAGUCAAAUGUCUUACUUCUUAGACUAUUUAACUCCAAGGUUAUUAAAAGAUGCAGACAACUUGGUAGAACUAUGUUUAGCAAGUAUUUAUUGUUGACAAAUGUUGGAAUUUCAAUAUCAUUGUCUGGUGCCGGGGAUAUUAUUGAACAACACUAUGAAAUUGUUACAAAACAAAAAGAAAAGUGGGAUAGGGUAAGAACUCAUCACAUGUCUAUAUCAGGUAUGACUGUUGGUAUUGUUUGCCAUACUUGGUAUAAAUAUUUGGACAGAGCUUUGCCAGGCAGGACUUUGACUAUUGUUAUGAAAAAGGUUAUCAUAGAUCAAAUUGUUUGUUCGCCAAUUUGCAUCUCAGUGUUUUUUCUGACCUUGAGCUACUUAGAGCAUUUACCAUGGGAAGUCACUAAAAAGGAAAUUAUUACAAAAGGAAAGAGGUUGUACAUUGCAGAAUGGGUUGUGUGGCCGCCAGCACAAGUUGUAAACUUCUAUUUUUUGCCAACAAGAUUCAGAGUUUUAUAUGACAACACAAUAUCAUUAGGGUAUGAUGUUUACACAUCUUAUGUGAGACAUGAUAACUCAGAUGAAGAGAAACAAACCAACUUAGCUGUUAUAAAUGAAGAUUCCAGAGACACUAAAGAGAAUUCAUAAAAUCCAAAGCUUCUAUCACGAGUUGCAAUAUUUUUCUUUACUAUGCGCUUACAUUUUUCAUCUGGUGAAUCUCCCAAAAUUUUCAGUGAGUAGCUGUGAAUAUAUAUUUGAUUGUGUUUUCAUGAGCAUUUAAUUUGUUCCUAUGCUUGGAUUUAAAAUUAUUUUUCUUCUUAAAAUCUAUUGCAUUUUGUUAUAAAUUUGUAUACUAUAGUAAAUAAUCUAGAUUGUGCAAUGUGUAUAAAUACUCAAACCAUACAGAUUUACUUUCUCUGUAGUACUACAAAUAGAUUAUAUCAAGAUUUACCAAUUCUUUAAAUUAAAAAGAGGGUAGGGUAUGAUAAGCGGGCCCAGUUUUUUUUAUAUCGAAGAA